Molecule: messenger RNA, 1328 nt
Organism: Tripterygium wilfordii
Lineage: Eukaryota; Viridiplantae; Streptophyta; Magnoliopsida; Celastrales; Celastraceae
Product: ABC transporter I family member 6, chloroplastic-like
Molecular function (GO): ATP hydrolysis activity; ATP binding
Source: RefSeq, a predicted model, not a curated record
CCAAUCCCAUUAGGUCCGAAACAUGUAAAUAAUCCAGAAAGGCAAAUCAACGCCGCGUGCUGCCGUCGUUCGAAGCCACCUCCGAUGGCUCUUCACUUACCCCAGACCUACUGUACUCCUCCUACCUCUUCAUUAUCUUCUUCUCCAUCUUCAUUUAUUGAUUGUAGAAUUUUGCCCUUCAAUUCUCUCUUUUUUACUUCUACUGCCCCUCCCGCUCUCCGUUUGCCUUUGAACACCCGCUGCCCUCUCAAGCCCGUCACAGCCGCGAUAUCGACUGUUGAUAGUCCGGGGACCCAGGGUGCAGAGACGGAGAAUCAGCCCCUUCUCGAAGUCAAAGAUUUGACGGCGGUGAUUGCAGAAUCCAAGCAAGAGAUUCUCAAGAGAGUUAACCUCGUCGUGUAUGAGGGAGAGGUUCAUGCAAUCAUGGGAAAAAAUGGUUCUGGGAAGAGUACAUUUUCAAAGGUUCUUGUUGGUCAUCCAGAUUAUGAAGUGACAGGAGGCAGUGUGUUGUUUAAAGGCGAGAACUUACUUGACUUAGAUCCAGAGGAAAGGCCUCUUUCAGGACUUUUUAUGAGCUUUCAGUCUCCUGUUGAGAUCCCAGGUGUGAGCAAUAUUGACUUUCUGAAUAUGGCAUACAAUGCUCAGAAGAGAAAACUUGGUCUUCCAGAGCUUGGACCAAUAGAGUUCUUUGGUUACUUGCAACCCAAACUAGAACUUGUGAACAUGAAAGGUGACUUCCUUAAUAGAAAUGUCAACGAAGGAUUUAGUGGUGGUGAAAAGAAGCGUAAUGAGAUACUCCAACUAGCAGUUUUGGGUGCUGACUUGACUAUAUUAGAUGAAAUUGACUCGGGGUUGGAUGUUGAUGCGCUUAAAGAUGUGGCAAAUGCGGUGAACAAGCUUCUGACUCCCAAGAAUUCUCUAUCGAUGAUCACACAUUAUCUACGCCUUUUAGAAUUCAUUAAGCCCACAUGGGUCCAUAUUAUGGAGGACGGAAGUAUUAAAAAGGCAGGUGAUAUCUCCUUAGCUAAAGCUCUCGAGAAGGAAGGGUAUAGAGCAAUCGCUGAUUACUAAUGCGGACCAAUGGUAAAUGGUAAUAGGUUGUUUCUUUCGCUUGUUUCUUUUCCUUUUGCGUAACUCUCAUUUUUGUUUUCAAUAUGGUUAGAACUUGAUCCUUUUCUAAAGCCUUUGCAAGGCUUUUCAUUACUGGUGUUGCUUUGGUCUGCAAAACAUUAAAUGCGGAGGAUUAAAAUCUUGUUCUGGUGGAAAAUUUAUGCACCCUGGUAACUUUUCUCAUAUAUUAAGCUUGGCGGGUAAUGCAUUUAGAUAAG